Messenger RNA from Diceros bicornis minor, 1453 nucleotides. It is a transcript of the gene HRAS, whose product is annotated as HRas proto-oncogene, GTPase. Gene Ontology annotation, cellular component: plasma membrane. NCBI's taxonomy places the organism in Eukaryota, Metazoa, Chordata, Mammalia, Perissodactyla, Rhinocerotidae. Gene Ontology annotation, molecular function: GDP binding; GTP binding; GTPase activity. The coding region runs from base 571 to 1140 and encodes 189 amino acids. Gene Ontology annotation, biological process: cellular senescence; Ras protein signal transduction. The record is from RefSeq and is a predicted model, not a curated record. The transcript is spliced from 5 exons.
GGCGGAGGUGAGACGCCAUCAAGCCGGGGGGCGCAGACAGGCCAGGUGUCAGCCCCCUGCAAAAGUGGUCUGGGGUGGAGACGCGCGCCCGCCUUUCGCAGGUGGGAGGCGCCCGUGUGAGGGUCUUCCCGGAGGCCCUCGCCCUCCUGCGCCGGUGUGAGGGUCUUCCCGGAGGCCCAGGCCCUGCGCGAUUUACCUCCGCCUGCAAGUGUAGCCGAUGCCACGACAAGAGGAAGCGCCGUAGGAGAGGAUCCUCUGCGGACGAGGGAAGUGCGAAGCUGGACACCUGGAGAGGAGUCCUGAGUGUCCGCACCCGCAAGGAACGCCAUCACCCGUUUUCAUUUAUCCGCCUUUACUUCGUGUCUACGCGCGUGUCUACGCGCGAGCCGGGCUCUGUUGUAGCCGCGGUGCAGGGCGCGGGACGGCCAACAGGACACAGCCACGGCCCGUGGGGUCGGCGCCGUCGUGGGAGCGAGGGCGGCCCACAAGGGGCCCGCCAAGGUCACGGUCAGCAGUGGGGGCGGACAGGAGAUCACUGCAGUGCCUCCUGCUGCAGCCUCUUGAGGAGCGAUGACAGAAUAUAAGCUCGUGGUGGUGGGUGCUGGAGGCGUGGGAAAGAGUGCACUGACCAUCCAGCUCAUCCAGAACCACUUCGUGGACGAGUACGACCCCACCAUUGAGGACUCGUACCGGAAGCAGGUGGUCAUUGAUGGGGAGACGUGCCUGCUGGACAUCCUGGACACAGCAGGCCAGGAGGAGUACAGUGCCAUGCGGGACCAGUACAUGCGCACUGGGGAGGGCUUCCUCUGUGUGUUCGCCAUCAACAACACCAAGUCCUUCGAGGACAUCCACCAGUACAGGGAGCAGAUCAAGCGGGUGAAGGACUCGGAUGACGUGCCCAUGGUGCUGGUAGGGAACAAGUGUGAUCUGGCUGCGCGCACUGUGGAGUCUCGGCAGGCGCAGGACCUCGCCCGCAGUUAUGGCAUCCCGUAUAUUGAGACAUCGGCCAAGACGCGCCAGGGCGUGGAGGACGCCUUCUACACACUGGUGCGCGAGAUCCGGCAGCACAAGGUGCGCAAGCUGAGCCCUCCGGACGAGGGCGGCCCGGGCUGCAUGAGCUGCAAGUGCCUGCUCUCCUGACGGUGACACUGCUGCGUCCACUCUGACGUCCCUGCUGGUCGUUUGUGCCCCGCCCGGCACAGAUGCAGGGCCCGGAGGUGCCGGAUGUGGGGAGGAGGUGCAGACGGAGGAAGGAGGGGAAAGGAAGGAAGGAAGUGCCACUAGAGUGCGGCCAGCCCAGGGUCGGUGGACAGAGUGACCGCAGACCUCCCGGGACACUUUGCACAGACUGUCGCGAACUGACCCCACCGGUCCCCCCGCUGUCCUCUCCUCCAGCCCUGUCCUGGCCCAGCGGGCACAGGUCGAGUCGCAGUAAAUUAUUUGAUGGUCUUGA